Messenger RNA from Suillus subalutaceus, 610 nucleotides. RefSeq lists its product as uncharacterized. The record is from RefSeq and is a predicted model, not a curated record. The transcript is spliced from 6 exons. The coding region runs from base 104 to 493 and encodes 129 amino acids. Lineage: Eukaryota; Fungi; Basidiomycota; Agaricomycetes; Boletales; Suillaceae.
AUUCCCGCUUUCGCUCGUCAUCUCUCGCAAAACGAUUUUGCGUUACCAGCUCCUCUUCCGUUUUCUCUUACUUCUCAAGCAUGCAGAACAGUCACUCGCAUCGAUGUGGAUAGAACAGAAGACAAGUCCCUGGCGGCGUCCUGUACCAAACCACCCUGAGUUCGAAGUUCGCAUACUCGCUUUCGUUCGGCAAAUACUAACUUUUACGGCAUUCGGGGCGAAAUUGGCUAAGGUAACCACCGUAGACCAGCUUCUGAGGGAUCACGUGGACUUUCUGGACACGUACCUGAAAGAAUGCAUAUUAACGAUGACGUGCUCUACAUUCGCACCGUACACCUCCUUCACCAACGGUGACGGCCAUCAGGCGAUGAACAAACGCUGGGAAUUUCUGAAGAAGUUUGAGUUGAGCUUUAAUCACUGUACUACGCAUCGAGUGAAUGUGUCGCUGCUUCCUCUUAUGGUGCGGUUGAGUGGCAUCAAGGCGAUAUCAUAGCAUGAGCUGCAUCGAUGUGAAGUGGGGGGCCCUGGUGAUUGACAGAGAACGACGCCCAAAAAUUCGUUUAGGUUUAUUGCUUUCUCAGGUCUGUCGUUGUUGCAUUUUGUUCUUCUA